AUGGCAUUCUCUUCCAUGAAACUAAAAAAUGCAGUGGCAAAUGCUACUGAUCCAAAAUUAAGAGCAGAUAACUGGCAGUAUAUAAUGGACGUCUGUGAUUUAGUCCGCGAAGAUCCUGAAGAAGCUAGUGAUUCGGUUGUGGAUUUGGUGGAAAAGGUUAUUUCCAAGGGGAAUGGGAAUUCUAUCCUAAGAAGCUUAUCUUUAAUCCUAUCAUUAGCUGAAAAUUGUGGUUCAAGACUACAACAGAAGAUUGGUUCUAAACAUUUUAGUCAUUUGUUAUAUACAGAAUUAGUUGAUAAUCCUAACUCUCAUAUAACUAUUAGGACAGAAACUGCUAAAAUGAUAGACACCUUGGCCAAACUUUUUGCUAACGAUCCCUCUUUGAGAUAUAUGAUCGAUACACGUAAUUUGAUUAUGAGGAAUUAUCCAAAUCUUUUAUCUGAUCUAGCAAAAAUACCAGCCUCAAAUUCACAUCCUGUUAUUCCCUCAAAAAAACAAGAUUCUGGUUACAACGAAGAUGAAACAUUACAAGAAGCCCUAAGAUUAUCAUUGGAAGAAUUUGAAGCUGAGAAGAAGAGAAAGGAACAGCAACAAAAGACACAGGAUAACUCAGCCUCCAACAGUAAUAAUAACGCCAAACCAACCACUGUUCCAGCAUCCCAGCCUGGUAAACCUAAGAUAAGGAAAGUACGUGCAAUGUACGACUUGACAUCAAACGAACCAGACGAAUUAUCUUUUAAAAAGGACGAUAUAAUUAGAGUACUAGAUGUUGUAUACAAAGACUGGUGGAGAGGGUCUUUGAGGGGGAAAAUCGGUAUAUUCCCUUUGAAUUAUGUGGUUCCAGUACAAGAAAAAACAAAAGAUGAAUUAUUAUUAGAGGAUCAACAGGAAAAAAAUAUACUAAACAAGCAUCAAGAGAUUAAUAAUUUGCAACAUAUUUUAAGAACAUCGUCGACAGAUAUUCCCAACGAUACCAGCCCGCAAAUAAAUCAAAUGUAUAAUUCAGUCAUUCCAUUAAGGCCUCAAAUUACCAAAAUGAUUGGCAAAUAUGCGGAAAAAAGAGACGAUUUGUUAUCUCUACAUGAGGUGCUAUCAAGCGCAGAAGCUGAGUAUAACAAGUUAUUAAAUAACGCGGCAAACAUAUAUGGGUCAUAUCAACGCCAACCACCGCAACAACAACAACAACAACAACAACAACAACAGGAUUAUACACAAUAUGCUUCCCCUGCAAACAAUGGAUUUGCUCCCGGUUACGGUAUGGAUUCUAGACCUUAG
Messenger RNA from Saccharomycodes ludwigii, 1275 nucleotides. It is a transcript of the gene HSE1, whose product is annotated as ESCRT-0 subunit protein HSE1. The record is from RefSeq and is a predicted model, not a curated record. Bases 1 to 1275 code for a protein of 424 amino acids. NCBI's taxonomy places the organism in Eukaryota, Fungi, Ascomycota, Saccharomycetes, Saccharomycodales, Saccharomycodaceae. Gene Ontology annotation, molecular function: ubiquitin binding; phosphatidylinositol binding. Gene Ontology annotation, cellular component: ESCRT-0 complex. The transcript has a single exon. Gene Ontology annotation, biological process: protein transport to vacuole involved in ubiquitin-dependent protein catabolic process via the multivesicular body sorting pathway.